Molecule: messenger RNA, 1923 nt
Organism: Oncorhynchus kisutch (coho salmon)
Lineage: Eukaryota; Metazoa; Chordata; Actinopteri; Salmoniformes; Salmonidae
Gene: sike1
Product: suppressor of IKBKE 1
Exons: 6
Coding region: 127-768 (213 amino acids)
Source: RefSeq, a predicted model, not a curated record
CGCGUAUGGGUUUAGAAACUGUGUUACUAUCUUGAACGCAACCCUGCUUACGACCGGAAGUGAUGUAAAAACUAAUGAGUCACAUUUUGUUCCGAAAACAGCGGUCUCCAGCUAGUGCAGAAGGCUAUGGCGUGCACUUUGGAAAAGGUUCUUGGCGAUGCUCGCACGCUGCUUGAGAGGCUCAAAGAGCACGACACGGCGGCAGAAGGACUGAUCGAGCAGUCUGGAGCGCUCAGCCAGAAGGUUCAGGGCAUGAGAGAGGUGGGGAAUGCCCUUCCAGACAAGUACAUGGAGGAAAGUUCUGAGAUACAGGAGUUGUCAAAGUACAAGCCUCACGUCCUGUUAACGCAAGAGAAUACCCAAAUAAAGGAACUACAGCAAGAAAACCGAGAACUGUGGCUGUCUUUGGAGGAGCACCAGUAUGCGCUAGAAUUGAUCAUGGGUAGAUACCGCAAGCAAAUGCUACAGCUUAUGAUGGAAAAGAAGGAGCUGGACACAAAGCCUGUUCUUAGCCUUCAUGAGGACCAUGCCAAGGAAGUGCAAAGCCAACUGGAGCGGAUAUGCGAGAUGGGUCAGGUGAUGAGAAGAGCUGUUCAGGUGGAUGACCAGCACUACUGCUCUGUGCGAGAGAGGCUUGCCCAACUAGAGAUUGAAAACAAGGAGCUGCGAGAUCUACUGACCAUUAGUAAGAGUUCUGUGAGGCCACAGAAGGAAGACUCCAGCCAAUCAGCGACAGAGGAAGAAGUCGAACCGGGGACCAAUCAGUGAUGGAAUCGAUAGAGAAGAUCUGUUGCAUACUCCUCGCAUCCUCUCCUCGUCUCCUUCUCAAAACCUUUUGGAUGAGAAAGCCAGAGGUCCCGCCCCUCUGACAUUCUCCUCCAGUGGGUUUUGAGGAGAGAGGACAGUAGGAGUAUGCAAUCGAGAACUUGCCAUAGAGAGGAGUUCGGAUUGUUCAUGGAGAAGAACAGUUCCCCGGGGCCACAAGACAGGGUUGAUUACAUUUUCACCACCGGUCACCCCUUCCCUUUAAGACAAAGUCCAUGUUUUGUGUUGUUAGUUACCAUUUAAUAUAUAUUUCCAAAGGUGCUCCUGCUGCCCAAUGAAGCACUGUAAAGGCACAGAGACGAGAGAAUACUGUUUUUGUCAGGAAAAAUUAGCUCCUGUACAACAGUUUUAGUAUAGAGGGUGAACUUUUGCAUUGGCCAAAGAUAAUCACAUUUGCUUUUUAUGGCAUGGUCUCUAGCUUUUCAUUUUGAGUCAUUUGUUCAAAUGUACUUGCAAAAUUGUAGAAAUAAUCAUGUGGUCAAUUCACGGGAAACCAAAUGCCAACUCUCCCCACAUGGUUUAACAAAUGUUAUGCUGUCAAACUGCAAGUCUUGAUGUGUAUUCCCCUGGGCCUGAUAUGACAUCUUGUUGUCUCCAAAUGUUUCAAAUCAAAUUGCGUUUUUCACAUGGGCUUACUUAUGGGCCCUUAACCAACAAUGCAGAGUUUUUAAAACAGUAAGAAAUUCAGUCAAUCAAUUUUCAGUCUGACUUGCUUGUAGCAGAUUAACAGUUUGUAUCUGUAUGUAAUUAUCUGGUACAUUAGAACUAUUAUAAAUAUUUUGUUAAUGUCUGUAAUUCAUGUGUAAAAAUAUAUAUAUUUUUCAUGUCUGGUAUAAUACUUACAUAAUGAGUCAGUGUGUGAGUGUAACAUGUUCUUGACAUUAGCGUUUGACCAUAACUUAGAUUUGACUCUUUUUUUUUUAAAUUUUAUUUUUAACAAUCCAACAGCUUGACGGACUGUUGUCAAAUUGUAUAUGACAUUGUCAUCUCAGGAAACUUUCUUGUCAUUAUUGCAAAGGUGAGCUGUAAUUUCUUCAAUGCUUUGAUGAGUGAAUUUAUUAAUCUGACGUGUCAAAUAAAUAUUAAUCAAAUGCCUAA